AUGGAUGAAUUAUUAAGUGCUGUAAUGUAAAGAAAAUCAAAGAUAAAUGAAGUUAUUGAAACAAUACUAAAAGCUAAAGUUAAAAGUAUUAAUUAAAAUAAAUAAUAAUAGAUGCCAUAAGUUAAUCUGAAAGAUAAACAAUAUAUUCAAUUAUACGUAAACUUAAAGAAGAAGAAAAAAAUAGAACUGAAAAGGAGAAUUGGAUAGUUAGUAUAAUGAGAAAUACUAAAUAAUAUAAUGAAGAACAAAUGAAGUAUAAAUAUAUAUAUAAUAAACAUAGUCAUAUAUUUGUUAAAACUAAUGAUAUCAUGAAAUUAAUUAGUACAUCUUAUAUUGAAUAUCCUUAUUCAACUCCAAAUAGUCUCAUUCAAUUUUUGGAAUAAUACUACAAUUUACACUAAUGGUUCUUUUAAUAAAUGAAUUAAGAAUAUCAAAUAAAAAUAUAAUAUAAAUAAGCCAUCAAAUAAGGAAAUGUAAAUGAAUAUUAAUAUCUUAAUAUAGAUUAAUUUGAUAACUGAUUUAAUUAAAGCAUUGUUAGCAUCUUCACGAAAAAUACUCAAAGAUAACAUUGAUGAUUUAGCAUAUUUAGUAAAUAAAGAUUCAUCACCUGAAAAACAAAAGAUUAUUAAAAAAAUUGUACCAGAUCCUCUAAUAGAGCACUUAAGAACUAGAUCAUCAACAUAAAAUGGAAAAAAAGAUGGAACAGUUAUCAGUAUGACAAAUAGUUUAAUUCAAAAUGAAGAGCCUAUUAAGAAGGAAUAUCAAUUUAUUAAAGAGAAAUUGAAAUAAUAAUAAAGAAGAUUUGUUUUAUAACCAAAAUUAGCAAAUUAGGAGAUAAUAUUUUUAGAAUCACCAGUGUAUUAAUUAAAAUUGAAAUACUAAUAAUAUUAAAAUUGUAAUAUUGAAAAAAACUAAUUUGCCUCUUUAUUUAAUAAUGUUAAUCUUGAUGAUUUGGAUGAAUAAAAUAUUUGUGUUUUAGAUUAUCAAACUAUAAAAAGAUAAUAAUAAAAUUUUGAUGAAUUCAAACUUAAUUUCGAAAGUCUUUAUGAUAAGAUUAAAGGAAGAAAUUCAUAUAUACAAUAAUCAGUUAUGGAUUAUAAUCAAUAUAUCUCAAAAAAGUAUGAAUUUUUAUAAUAUUGAAAGAUGUAUUAAUUAAACAAUGAUGGUAAGUAGUCAAUGCAAUAAUAAUUUAGAUAAUGAGUUUUUUAAUGUACUUAAAGAUAAGUAUGAAGAAUUAACCAAUUUGAAUGCAGAAUUCUAAUAAAAUAUGUCUCAUUAUCAUUUUUGUAAGAUUUAUAUAAAACCACACAUAAAUCCAAUUUGUGUUUGUUACAACAAUAAUAAUAGUAAAAAUGAUAUCAAUUCAAAUCCUAUUAAGAAUAAAAUAGUAAUCAGAAAAUCUGUCUUGAAUAUGAAAAAAUCAACACCUAUACAAUAAAAUUAAAAUACAUUUACUUCAAAGAAUCUUAUAGAGUAAUUAAAGAAAGAAAGGACAUUUCAUUAAUCUAUCAUAAUAGAGGAUUCAAAUUAUCAAGACAUUUACAAAUACAAUAAUAGUAAUGGAAUUAGUCCUUUAAAUAAUUCUAUACUUUAGAUUAGGAAAGUAGAUUAAUCUCAAAAUUUAAAUGGAAGUGUUUAAUAUAAAUUAUACACACAUAAACUUUCAAGUGAAUUUUAAACAUUUAAAUAAUCUUCAUUGCACCAUAGAGCUUAAUCAGCUAAUGGAGAUUAAUUAAGUAUUCCUCCUCUCAACUUAAGGAAUUGUGCUGAGUGA
Molecule: messenger RNA, 1774 nt
Organism: Paramecium pentaurelia
Lineage: Eukaryota; Ciliophora; Oligohymenophorea; Peniculida; Parameciidae
Source: the annotation of a GenBank genome assembly